Molecule: messenger RNA, 213 nt
Organism: Dovyalis caffra
Lineage: Eukaryota; Viridiplantae; Streptophyta; Magnoliopsida; Malpighiales; Salicaceae
Source: the annotation of a GenBank genome assembly
AUGGACCCUUGUGAUAGCCUUCCCGAAAGAGAUGGGUUACUGUCGAGGCGAGCAAUGGUUCGAAAACAGAAGGGGAUACCUGAAAUUCUACAAAAGGUGUGGUUGAUACUAAUAGAGAUAAAAAAGUUGAACAAAGGACCAAAUCAUGAUGUAGUUGCAAGUAAAGGUGAGAAAAUGAUUCGGUUAAUCGAAAAUCGAAUAAAACCGAACUGA